CUGCUCGCCGCGGGAAGGCGCCCCAAUCAGCUUCUCAUCCCCCGCCUGGUCCCCACCAGGAGCUCGAGCCGGAUUGCGCCGCCGCCGCCGCGGGCCUCGAGCAGUGCGCGCGAGAGCCAGCUGGUCGCGCGCGUCGCGCCGAGGGGCAGGCGGCGGCGGCGGCGGCGGAAGAAGAAGAAACCAUGGACCCUUAUGCCGUGCUCGAGCUGGAGCGUGGCGCAAACGCUGCUCAGAUCCGGCAGGCCUUCCGCAAGGCGGCCCUCCGCUGGCACCCGGACAAGUUCGCCGCCCGGCACGGCGUCGGCGAUGCGCAGCGCGAGGAGGCAGAGCGCCGCUUCCGGGAGCUUAAUGCUGCUCACGGCGUGCUGACCGACCCGGUGAAGAAGAGGCAUUACGACUUGGGCGGGGGCAUGCGUCGUGAUUAAAAAUGGCCGUGCCCAGUCAUACAUGGAAAUCUCUGCGCAACAUCAGAAGAUCCUUGGACUGUAGAUCGUAGCCUUUUAGAGAUCUCUUAAGUGGCAAAUCUCCUGCCAAGAGCAGCAGUAGAUUG
Messenger RNA from Emiliania huxleyi CCMP1516, 550 nucleotides. RefSeq lists its product as hypothetical. The record is from RefSeq and is a predicted model, not a curated record. Lineage: Eukaryota; Haptophyta; Isochrysidales; Noelaerhabdaceae. Bases 183 to 425 code for a protein of 80 amino acids. The transcript has a single exon.